AUGAAGAAAGACAUUGAGACGUUAAUAGCUGAGGAACGAGCUGACAUCAUUUUGAAAUAUGCAAAGGGCAGACAGGGAGGGGUUGAAAUUGACCCCUGGGAAGAUGCCAACUACAACAUCUAUAAAGUUAUCGAUCGCCUCGGCUUCAUGCAUGAAGAUGAGCUCCCUGCUCCAACUGCAAAUGAAGAAAAGCUGAAGCAACUAGAGGUAGAGAGAGCAGAGAAAUGGCUGAAGAUGGUAAAGAAGUGGGAUAAAUACAAAAACAGUGACAGAAUGGUGAAACGGGUGUACAAAGGGAUUCCUGUGCAGCUAAGAGGACAUGUCUGGUCUCUGAUGUUGGACGUGGAGAACACAAAGAAGGAUAAUGAGGGCAAAUAUGAGAAAAUGAAGGAGCAAGCUAAACUGUACUCAUCUGAGAUCAAACAGAUUGACCUUGAUAUCAACAGGACCUUUCGCAAUCAUAUCAUGUUCAUGGAUCGCUUUGGAGUCAAACAGCAGUCCCUCUUCAACGUUCUGUCCGCAUAUUCGGCUUACAACACAGAAGUGAGCUAUUGCCAGGGCAUGAGUCAGAUCGCCGCACUGCUGCUCAUGUACAUGAACGAGGAAGAUGCCUUCUGGGCUCUGACACAGCUGCUGACAAACCAAAAACACGCAAUGCAUGGAUUUUUUGUUCCCGGGUUCCCCAAACUUCAGCGAUUCCAGGCACAUCAUGAUCAGAUCAUUUCCAAACUCAUUCCCAAACUAAAGAAACAUAUGGACAAAGAACAAAUGUCUGCUGGCAUUUACAGUACUAAGUGGUUCUUACAGUGUUUCAUUGACAGGACACCCUUUACUUUGACCCUUCGCCUCUGGGAUGUUUACAUCCUGGAGGGAGAGAGGCUCCUCACUGCCAUGUCUUACACCAUCUUGAAGAUACACAAAAAGCGUCUCUUGAAAAUGUCUUUGGAGGGGCUCCGUGAGUUCCUGCUCGAGCGAAUUGCUCAGACUUUUUAUUACGGUGACGAUACAGUCAUUGAACAACUGCAAGCCUGCAUGACAGAAUUGCGGAAGAUGAAGCUGGAUCUUCCUCCUCCAGGAAAAGCUGAAGAGUUACCGCGGAAGCCUUUGGGCCAGGAGCUACCAUUGUUGCUGAGUCCCCUGGAUUCAUCUAGAGGAAAGCACUGUUCAGUCAGUGAUUGUCCCAAAGCAGGACUCAGCCUCCACAUAAUUUCCAACCAACCAGAUUCCAUUUCCCCAGACCAGAGCCCCUCCAAAGACAUUAAUGAUCUACAUCCUGCUGCUGAUGAGGAGGUUCCUCUUCCUUCCCCAGACCCUAUUAUUAUUCACAGUCAGGCCCUUUACACCACAGAUGACUUCCCACUGACAGGGCCACCGCCUUACCAGCCCCUAGAGAGCCAAACACCCAGAACUGCUGGACGGCUGUCUCAGUCUUAUGAGUGGAAGAUGGAGGCGCAACCUGAUGACUCAGGACUACAAGAAAUACAUGCGACAGACAGCCUCACUGACAUAUCCUCAAGCAGGGUCCUGAGGACGCUUUCAGCCCCCAUAGUUCUUGCUCAGUCAGUAAGUGAGACCACACCAGGGAAAACAGAGGAGAGUUCCCUAGCCCAACAGAUGGAUUCCCUGUCCUCCAUUAGGACCCUGAGCCAGGACCAGCCCUGA
Messenger RNA from Nerophis lumbriciformis (worm pipefish), 1662 nucleotides. Lineage: Eukaryota; Metazoa; Chordata; Actinopteri; Syngnathiformes; Syngnathidae. The record is from RefSeq and is a predicted model, not a curated record.